Messenger RNA from Musca domestica (house fly), 4647 nucleotides. RefSeq names its product nuclear pore complex protein Nup160 homolog (gene Nup160). The record is from RefSeq and is a predicted model, not a curated record. The coding region runs from base 229 to 4557 and encodes 1442 amino acids. Gene Ontology annotation, molecular function: structural constituent of nuclear pore. Gene Ontology annotation, cellular component: nuclear pore. The transcript is spliced from 7 exons. Lineage: Eukaryota; Metazoa; Arthropoda; Insecta; Diptera; Muscidae.
UAAAAUCGAUACUUUCCUGUUGCUUUUCGAUUACGAUAUCCCCAGCCGGUUUUUUGCAAUGUGAAUGUAUCGAGGAAGAAGAAGAGUCGUAUAGCCGCAAAAAACAUUGAGGGAGCAUAUUGAAAAGAAAAUAUUACAAAUAAUUACUAAAAUCCUCGAAGAUUUAUAAAUUCCUAGUUCGGUUUGGUGUUUUUUUCUCUUGUCCUUGCUUAAGAGCUGCACACAACAAUGGAAAGUUUAAGUUAUCGCGAAGUUAUACCAACAAAUGCCUGCCAGGAGGAAUGGCAUGAAAUCACGCUUAACACGGGUGGUACGCACAGCACUUUGCAGGACAUCAAAGUUGCCGAAAAAGCUGGAGGUUAUUGCUAUAAAAAUGUUGCCCUGAACCACAAUCGUAAUCGUUAUAUUUAUUGGCGCUCAUAUCAGGACAUUUUGGAACUGACCGAAAUUAGUUUGGAUUUUAAUUUAUAUCAAAAUAAUUUACGUUAUAAAUUCACCGAUUCGCCCGUGUUGGCUGUAAGCAUUACAGAGAGUGGGGAACAUGUUGUGUUGCUGGUGAGCACGGUUUGCAGUUUGCAUCGUAUAACCUUUCCCCAUCCGGAUUCACUGGCCGAUGGUUCGUGUUCGUCUAGUUCAUAUAGUAACACAACGGGAGCCACCAAUGUGCCCUCCGUUGAGUUCAACGAAUCCCAGUCGUAUUCCAUAUUUUUUGAUGCCAGUGUUACGGCAGCCCGUGAUCCAAGUAGUUUUUAUGUUAUCGAUACUCCUUUGGGUGGUUCAAAUAACCAUGUCCCACAUGCAGCUUCCAGUUAUUUAUCUGAGAAUGGUGAGGAAGCGUAUUUUGCUUUGGCAUGCCAAAAUCAAUUGAUGUUGUACACCAUGAACUGUUCCAAUGGCCAUACUGUUGGCCACCAAUUGAAGGAGCAUAAUAUAAUGCCAAGACUUUUCUCCAAUCUGAAAGGAGCAUUAAUAGGCAAAAGUGAUACUUCCGAUGCUGACCAUGCCAAUUCGGUGUGCUUUACUUGUAUCAACAAUCAAAUCUUGCUUUUGGCCUUAUAUCGUAAUGACCAUUUACGUGUCUGGUCAUGUGUGAAUAUGCAAAGCCUGUGUACGAUUAAUUGUGUUCGCGAAAGUAAUGAGCAAAGGAUGCAAGGGCCCCAAAGUAAUGCACUGCGUAAAAUCAAUGACACAAGUUUUUGUGCAUUCCUUUCGCAUGCCUCUGGAUCGGAAUUUGUAUGUGUCGAUCUGUUGGCGGACAACAUGGGCAUUAAUUUACAACGCCGCAGAGUCAUAGCCGCUCCUCAAUUGGAUUUGACAGAUUUUGAUGUUUGCAAUUCGAGGAUAUGGGCAUUGUGGAGCAAUGCCGAAGGAGAAUUUAGCAUUUCAAGUUUCUCACUCUUACGUGGCAUGAAUUGGGUGUCGGCUGCAAUGGAACCUCCACCAGAUCGUUAUUGCCUGGGCAUGGAACAGGGAAUGGAUCCGCGGGAAGCAUAUUGUUCAUAUAUUUUCCAUCCUGGGAAAUUUGAACGAAGCGUAAUUGCCAAGGCAUUGUUUAUGUUCCGUCGUUCAAAUGUCCGAUUUGAGGGCAAAAAUUGCACAAUGACCUUGCUAAAGGAACACGUGUGCCAAGCCAUUGAAGAUGAAAUCCAAAACGAGGUCAAAGAUUUCGAUGUAUCCGAUGAUGACUAUUUGGAAAUAUCCACACGUUUGUGGGAGCGUUUCUAUUCGUGCUGUGAACAAUACCACAUGAAAGCCUCCCAGCCAAGUGGCUUGGUAAUAUUGGAACCCUUGGAUGCCGUGUGUGUUGUAAAGAAAAAUGCAUUUUCUCUACUGCGUCCUUGUGAAACUAUUGAACAUCUAAUGCUGGCCGGUGAAGAUGUAGAUGUUGAGGCUGUGGUGCCUUUAUAUUUUGGCGAUGCAGAGAAAACUGGUCGAGAUAUGGUCAAUCUAGUGGGAAUCUUGUCACAAAUUGAAAAAUGGUUACCGGAUGAUAUUAAGAUUGAUAUGGAUCGAAAACUGUAUCAGCUGGAAAUGCCCAAUGUUUUAAUUGAAAAGUUGACGGAAGAUUUAUUGGCUGGAGACACGGAAAAGGAAUUGUUGCCCCGCAACUUUUUGGUAUACAUACGCCAGAAAAUACAGAAUACGAAAGACUUACGUUCGGCAAUAACCAUGUUGUUGGACUGCCUGCGCAUGGAUAACGGCAAUCCUGAAACAAUGCAGGCAAAUUAUGCCCAAUUGGGUCAUUCCACAAAGUUUCUGAUGUCGUUGGGAGCCUUGUUUGGCAGUCAGGUGGGAUUGUCAUUGCUAUCGGAAACGGUGAGGCAAAACUCCUUGAUACGUUUUGCCAUUUGCCGUAAUUUGUUGCUGCUCCAACAAAUACUCAUAAAUACCCAUUCAUUGCCGGUGGACAUUUUGGAAUGUUUUAGAUCACAAUUUAUGCCGGAUAUUUUGAUUUUCCUACAAUCGUAUUAUGUCAUGAUUUGGAUAUCGGAGACUCCUGUUAAUAUCAAUGCAGCUGCAGGCUUAGAAUCGUCGAUACAGAGGCUAAAUCUGCUGCAAUUGACAAAUGGUUCCGGUCGCAUCUAUGGCAAUGGUGGCAAAUGUAAUUCUGCUCCAUUACUGCAGGUAUUCCUCAAUGCCAAAGGCCUGUACACCGCUCUGGCACUGUUUUCGGAUAGUUUUAAGGCCUUGGAAAAUGUGUCGUGGCAACAAACCCUUAUGCCCCUGGCCACCAUCGUCAGCCAAUUGAUAUGGGCUGUAUCGUUUAAUUUCGUCUUUGGGGAAUGGUUAUUCAGUACAUGUCAGCACAUAAUCAUAGCCGACUAUGUGAGGUUGCUGAAUAGCUGGUGUGAAUGGAAUAUUUGUUCGCGACAAUUUAUCCUGGCCGUUUCCCUGCUGGAUAGUGGUGAAUCCCAAAAGGCCUAUGACCUGUUUCUGCAGUCAGCCAAGGGAGUGGUAAGGGAACAAUUUCUUGCCGAAAAGGUGCUUAAAAACACACCCUAUGAAAAUUUAGUAGACAAUCUGGGUGAAAUUGAUGGAGACGAUAGUGCCAAGUUGAAAAUUAUCAAUCAAUGCAUUGCCCAAUAUUAUCUGAAGGUCAUUCAGCUAUUUGAACAACACAAUGCCUUGGAUCACAUUAUAAGUAUGGCCCAGGUGGCCAUUGGACUGCUGGAUAAACAAGAUCCCCAACUGCCAAUGUUCCAAUCGAUUGUAUUCAACAACCAUUUGCAAUUGGAGCACUACGAGGAGGCCUAUCACUCCCUAAUAUACAACGCCGAACUGUCGCGGCGCAAAGAUUGCCUACGUCAGCUGGUCAUAACAUUGUUUGGACGCAAGCGUUACGACCUGCUAAUGCAUUUCCCCUAUGUUGGAUUGCAUGAGGAAUUCGAAAAUAUUGUUGAAUCAAGGGCCAGAUCCCAGUCGAUGGAUCAAAAUGAUAUCUAUGAUUUCCUCUAUGCUUUUCAUGUUAACAACGGCAACAUGAGGAAGGCCUCAGCCAUUAUGUAUGAACAAUCAAUGCGUUAUCAGUUGGAGGGAGACUCGCUGGAAGCCCUAAAUAAACGUUUCUCCUCACUUUUGGUAUGUCUCAAUUGUUUGCAUUUGAUUGAUGAACGUUAUCGCUGGAUUGCCAAGCCAAUAAUUGGAGAUGAAUUCGACAUACACAACUCGUCCAAAGAUUCAGCAAUGGAGGAAGAGAACGACUCAGGCGAUGAACAGUCAUCUUUCAAAAAAACACAAGUUGUGGUUUUGGAAAUAAAGCACAUCAAGCGAGAAUUGCUGCACACUGAAGCUCUCAUUAAUUUAGCUGGACAUCGUAAAGAUAUUCACUCAUUCCUCAAUGCUGGGCCACAGGAGUUGGCAAUGAUUUUGGCAAGUUGUGGUCUCUAUACAGCGGCCAUAAAAUUAGCCAAAGGUUUUGACAUUACUUUAUUGCCAAUAUUUGACAGUUUGGCUUCAGCAUGCGUAAGAACAGCCGAUGAACCACCCAGCGAACCUUGGUCGUGGUUGCAGGAAAACGACUUGGCCGACUUGCCACAUCGCAACAAAGCAGCCGAUAUGGCUUGGGCCUUACUACGUAAACUAGUCGAAGACAAUGAACGGGAUAAUUCAACGCUUAUACGUAAAUCUGUGGUCAACAAAUUACUCAGUCUUCAGGCAUUUGUUCCGCAGUGGCUUUACAAUGAUUAUAAACUGGCCAAUUGUUCGGAGCUCUUAUAUCUCUAUGUGAAACAUAAUCGUCUGUUAGAAGCUGCCGAAUUGUCACAAGAAAUGCUUUCAGCAAUGCUGGGCGCCGGCAGUGAAUAUUUCAGUUUUCAACAUGCAAUUGCAGUUACAAAUCCGGAAAUGUGUUUACCUUUAAAUACCUUGGACAUCUUGCUGCAUGGUUUAAAAUUAAAUUCAGAAGAUAUUGAAUAUAAACAGGCCCAUGUUGAGUUGGAGGAGAAGUUGCAUAAAUAUAUUGAAACUGCCAGCCGUACGGCACAGGAUAAAAUUGAGAUGUCAUUUCAAGUAAAUCGGGGAUAUCGUCAGCAGCCACAACUGAAUUGGAAAGUAUAGAUUUAUUGUUUUUAAAAGUCCCACCUGUAUUUUAAGUCAUUUUUUGUAAUACUUACCCUUUUGAGUAAUAAAAAUAUUUGUUAAAUGAAA